AUGAUACUCAGAAGGCUUCAAUCUUGUCGGCUUCAGCUCCGGUUCAGUUCUGAAAAGAAAGAACUUACAGCUAAAGAAAAGGUAUGUGGAUAAUGUAGGUAAAUCUAGUUAAAAUUAGUAAAAUUGUGUACUUUUGUUGACUUUAUUUUUCUUUCUAAUCAUAAACUAAACUAAUGCAAGCUUUUAGGAGCGUUUGCGAACAGUAAUUCCAACAUUAAAUGUGCAAAAAACAGAAUCUAAAGUGGAAAAUUGGACUAAACGUGGGGAUAUUAUCGAUGAAGAGACAAAAGCAUUUGACGAGAUCAGGGCCAGAGGGUAAGAGUAAUAUUUUUUAUGUAAGUGUUGAUUUUUAGGUUUAUGAAAGUGAAACGUGCUUAUGUGCCUGAAGGAGAUUGUCAGAGCUUCAUUUCAAAGUUGGGACAACAACAUUCUUUGACUGGAGAAAGUGAAAUCUCUAGUUUGAAGGUGAAGUUAGAGGUAAGUAGAGCAGUGUUAUUUGUUUUUUAAUAAUGAAUGUUCACCGGGUUUUUUGUCGAAAUAUUUUACUGAUAUUUUUGUAUUUGGUUGAUCUUACCGGUUUUAAUGUUUUUCUCUAGCUAUUGAACGAAAUUGGCCAGAAGUAUGCCUAUUUUGUGCCAAAUUCUCAAUUGCACCGUAUCAGGACUUUGAAUGACGUUGCCAACUUUUACAACACACCGAAAGAUAAUGUCACGACAUACACAAAGUUAGCAAGGGAUGAAAACAAACCAGAAAACUUGGAAAUCAGAGAGAAUCCGGUCAGGUUCCAUCCAGAAGACAAACACGCCUUCCACAAAGGUGUCACUGCUUUCCCUGGCGAAGGUGGCAAAGUUAUUUCUCUCAGAAACAAGAGGAUCUAUCGACAAUACAGGCCUAAAAAGGAGUGGUUCGACUACGAAGAACAAACCUUUGAUCACGAGCCGGUCGAUAAAGAUUGUCCAUGGGACCCAGAAGUGGUGGCUAAGAUGGAUACCUACACUGACAGAAAGCUGAUAGGGCGGUAUUUCCGCAGAAUAUAG
Bursaphelenchus okinawaensis is the source of this 1037-nucleotide messenger RNA. The record is from the annotation of a GenBank genome assembly. NCBI's taxonomy places the organism in Eukaryota, Metazoa, Nematoda, Chromadorea, Rhabditida, Aphelenchoididae.